This is a messenger RNA of Paraphaeosphaeria sporulosa, 330 nucleotides long. RefSeq lists its product as uncharacterized. Lineage: Eukaryota; Fungi; Ascomycota; Dothideomycetes; Pleosporales; Didymosphaeriaceae. The transcript has a single exon. The annotation marks the transcript as partial. The record is from RefSeq and is a predicted model, not a curated record.
AUGGAUCCAAUCAACGAAGCGAUUGAAGAAAUCAACUCCCUAGGACCAGGCGAAACUUUUACGUACACUGCAAUAGCAAAAAAAUAUGGUGUUGUACGCUCAACGUUGACGCGCCAGCACAAGGGUGAAACAGCCUCAUCUACUACCCAGCACGCCAACACACAAAAGCUCACUCCACAACAAGAGCUAGAGCUUGUAAGCUAUAUAGAACAGCUUACAGCUCGUCGGCUACCACCUACAAGGGAGAUGGUACAAAAUUUCGCGUCAGCUAUAGCAAAGGAGCCAGUGAGCGAGAGCUGGGUUACCCGAUUUCUCACCCGCCAUGGGAUC